Messenger RNA from Akanthomyces muscarius, 849 nucleotides. RefSeq lists its product as uncharacterized. The coding region runs from base 1 to 849 and encodes 282 amino acids. The transcript is spliced from 11 exons. The record is from RefSeq and is a predicted model, not a curated record. Lineage: Eukaryota; Fungi; Ascomycota; Sordariomycetes; Hypocreales; Cordycipitaceae.
AUGGCCCGGCCCAGGCGCCCAGCUCUCAAGCUCGGCGCCUACUCGAAUGCUCGACUGCCUUCGCCAUCCUAUCACUGCUCAAUACAAUCUCUCAAGUCACAUCACGCGAUGCGGGACAAUUUGAACUCUCGGAGAUCGGCGUCUGACUACUGCCGAGUUGCUAGAUUCUUCUGCAGCUGCCGAGUUGCUAGAUUCUUCUGCAGCUGUCUUCGCAACCCUUCUCAUCAACUCCAACUAGGGCCCCAUUACGAUGAGAGCAUCAACAACAUUCGCUUACACCAAACUGCUGUGGAUCAACAACAAAUUCAGGACCUGUCCUGUGUUCUCUUCCUCGUCCUUGGGAAGCCCUGUUCAUCCUACACCAGCGCCACUUUCCUGCACGUGAAAUGCAACGGUUUCUUACCCGGGUCCCGGCGCAAUUCAAGCAAGACUGUUGCCCACUGGAGAGCUUCCAUGUUGGGACAUCUGGAGAAUGGAUCGUUGAGUUGUCCGACGAACUCCAUCAUACCUGCAGGUAUUGCCCCUCCCAAGGUUAAGGCGAUAGCUUGGCUAAGAACGGUCCAAUUCAUUGUUGUGCAUGGCGUUGAACAUAUUUGGAAACGACUGCAAAGCGCAUUCUGUAUCGGCGUUGAACGGGCGGAUCAUUCUAUCAAGACACCACAUGUUCCCAGCUUCUUCACGACAAGAUGCCACAACGGAGACGAGCACAAUUCGCAGUUGUUGCACCAGUUUUGCCAGCACGGACAAACAGAUUUUUAUUCCACCAUUCCACACCGGAGAGGGAUGACGGAUUGGCGCCAGCAAGGACCCGUUCAACGAGCUUUUUCUCCUGUGGGGAUACUUGGCUAA